AUGGUUAAUACCAGAUCUUCUACUUCGCAAUCACAAGAAGAUGCUCCCAAUGUUGAAACCCUUGCGCAACAACUAUCUGAUAUUGCAUCAAAAUUAAACACAAUUGAUUCAUUGGCAGCAGAUGUUGCUUCACUGAAAGUUCAGACCAGUCACAUCCAACAAGAGGAAACCAGUUAUCGAACUCGUAACAGAGGGAAAAGUGCAAAUGUUUGGCUAGAAGAGGAAGAAGACAUCGGUAAUACAGGAUGGCCAAGAAAUCCUCACCGGAGGCCAUACACGAAGAUGGACUUUCCCAGAUUUGAAGGAGGAGACCCUAGGGGUUGGAUUUUGAAGGCAGAAAAAUAUUUCUGCUACUAUCAAACUCCAGAUGAACACAAAGUUGACAUUGCUGCUAUGUAUUUGGAAGGUGAUGCGCUUGAUCUCUUCUCUUGGAUCAAUCGUGAACGAACUUUGCUCUAUUGGGAAGAACUUAUUAAAGCAUUGCAAGAAAAUUAUGGACCUGCAGAGUUUCAAAAUCCGGACGAGCAUCUGUGUAGCAUCCACCAAACUGGUUCAAUACAGGAGUACCGUCAAGAAUUUACAAAACGUUCAUCUAGAGUCACAGACUGGCCAGAUCACUGUCUUUCGGGGGUUUUCAUGAAUGGGCUUAAAGAAGAACUCAAAUCAGAUGUGAGAAUUCAUAAGCCUAGAACUGUUUAUAAAGCCAUGAGCCUUGCAAUGGAAUUUGAGAAAAAAGUUAGUUCUAAUCGUGGGCAUAAGUCUCGAUGGUCAAAUCUAUCACGAUCCAACACAAUCCAAACUGGUUCUGCACGUGAUGUUCCUUACCAAUCAGUAGGCAACCAACACGUAUCACGAACCAAUUCAAAUUCUGCACAAAUGUCUCCUCGUCCUUUUCCGAAUCGUGCUUGGGAGAUAGAGAAGCAGAAUCGCAUAGCCAAAGGACUCUGUUUUAGGUGUAAUGAAAAAUUUGCACCAGGUCACCGUUGCAAGACAGCAUCUCUCACUCUUAUGGAGGCAAAUGACAACAUUGAAGGUGGUGAAUCUGGAGAACAAAUGUCAAGUGACAUUAUUGAUAAUGAUGCAGGUAACACAACAGGCACAACAAUGAAACUUCAAGGAACCUUAAAUGGACGCAAGGUGCUGCUUCUGGUUGAUAGUGGGUCAUCCCACAAUUUUAUCUCGGAAAAAAUUGUUGAAGAAUUACAGUUACCCGCUCAAGUUGUGCCUUAUUUUGGAGUUCAGAUUGGCAAUGGAGAUAUUAUACGUUGCAACCGUUUGUGCCAAAAUCUUAUUGUGAAAUUCCCUGGAUUAACUAUUGAUCAAGAUUUUUAUCCUUUCUCUGUUGGAGGAGCAGAUUUGGUGCUUGGAAUUAAGUGGCUUGCUUCUUUAAAUACAGUUCAAGCAAAUUGGAAUGAGAUGUUUUUGAUUUUUAAUUUAAAUGGGAAGCGAUAUAAACUUCAAGGGGUUCCACAAGAAUCAAAUGCACCAGUUGCUUUUCAGUAUUUCUCCAAGGAGGCUGAUACUUCAGGUAAUUCUCUACCUAUUGAUAUUCAAAGCUUGCUUCAUAAGUUUGAAUCAAUUUUUGAAGAACCCAAUGCCCUACCACCUUUUCGUCAACACAUUCAUUCUAUCCCUUUGAUUCCUAACUCAAGACCACCCAACAUCCGUCCGUAUCGUUAUCCGUAUUUCCAAAAAUCAGAAAUUGAAAAACAAGUUUCUGAAUUACUCCAAAAGGGUUUUAUAAGGUCAAGUACCAGUCCAUUUGCUAGCCCUGUCCUUCUCGUCAAGAAAAAAGACAAUACAUGGCGUAUGUGCAUUGAUUAUAGAGGUCUCAACCAAAUCACUAUUCCAGAUAAGUACCCUAUUCCAAAUAUUGAUGAGCUUUUGGACGAAUUGCAUGGAGAAACUAUUUUUUCGAAGAUUGAUUUGCAUUCUGGUUACCACUAG
This is a messenger RNA of Solanum tuberosum (potato), 1947 nucleotides long. RefSeq lists its product as uncharacterized. The transcript is spliced from 2 exons. Gene Ontology annotation, molecular function: aspartic-type endopeptidase activity. The record is from RefSeq and is a predicted model, not a curated record. Bases 1 to 1947 code for a protein of 648 amino acids. Gene Ontology annotation, biological process: proteolysis. NCBI's taxonomy places the organism in Eukaryota, Viridiplantae, Streptophyta, Magnoliopsida, Solanales, Solanaceae.